This is a messenger RNA of Acanthamoeba castellanii str. Neff, 1131 nucleotides long. RefSeq names its product elongation factor 1-alpha, putative. The transcript has 3 exons. The record is from RefSeq and is a predicted model, not a curated record. Gene Ontology annotation, molecular function: translation elongation factor activity; GTP binding; GTPase activity. Bases 1 to 1131 code for a protein of 376 amino acids. Lineage: Eukaryota; Discosea; Longamoebia; Acanthamoebidae. Gene Ontology annotation, biological process: translational elongation; translation.
AUGGGUAAGGAGAAGACUCACAUCAACCUUGUCGUGAUCGGUCACGUCGAUGCCGGUAAGUCGACCACCACUGGCCACUUGAUCUACAAGUGCGGUGGUAUCGACAAGCGAACCAUCGAGAAGUUCGAGGCUGAGGCCAAGGAGAUGGGCAAGGGCUCGUUCAAGUACGCCUGGGUGCUCGACAAGCUGAAGGCCGAGCGUGAGCGUGGUAUCACCAUCGAUAUCGCUCUCUGGAAGUUCGAGACUGCCAAGUACUACUUCACCAUCAUCGAUGCCCCCGGUCACCGUGAUUUCAUCAAGAACAUGAUCACUGUACAACUCCGAUCCGCAUGGCUAAUCUCCGUGACUCUACUUCAGGCUGAUGUGGCUAUUCUCGUCAUCGCCUCCGGUGAGGGUGAGUUCGAGGCCGGUAUCUCGAAGAACGGUCAGACCCGUGAGCACGCCCUGCUCGCCUUCACCCUCGGUGUCAAGCAGAUGAUCGUGGUCUGCAACAAGAUGGACAACGUCAACUGGGCCGAGAACCGUUACAACGAGAUCCAGCGUGAGGUGUCGGGCUACCUGAAGAAGGUCGGCUACAACCCCAAGAACAUCCCGUUCGUCCCGAUCUCCGGCUUCCACGGUGACAACAUGGUGGACCGCACCGACAAGAUGCCGUGGUACAAGGGUCCCACGCUCCUCGAGGCCCUCGACGACAUCAAGCCCCCCAAGCGCCCCAUGGACAAGCCCCUCCGCGUGCCCCUCCAGGACGUCUACAAGAUCGGCGGUAUCGGUACCGUCAUCAUCCUCAACCACCCUGGUCAGAUCCACGCUGGCUAUGCCCCCGUGCUCGAUUGCCACACCGCCCACAUUGCCUGCAAGUUCAAGGAGCUCCUCGAGAAGGUCGACCGUCGUUCGGGUAAGAAGAUGGAGGACAACCCCAAGGCCGUCAAGUCUGGAGACGCCGCCAUGGUGCUCCUCAUCCCCUCGAAGCCCCUCUGCGUCGAGACCUUCACCGACUACCCGCCCCUCGGCCGCUUCGCCGUCCGUGACAUGAGGCAGACCGUCGCCGUCGGCGUCAUCAAGGCCGUCACCCGCAAGGACCCCAAGGCCGGUAAGGUUACCGCCUCGGCCAAGAAGGCCGGCAAGAAGUAA